Molecule: messenger RNA, 2420 nt
Organism: Anopheles merus
Lineage: Eukaryota; Metazoa; Arthropoda; Insecta; Diptera; Culicidae
Product: protein twisted gastrulation-like
Exons: 4
Coding region: 361-1173 (270 amino acids)
Biological process (GO): regulation of BMP signaling pathway
Source: RefSeq, a predicted model, not a curated record
CGUGUACUGUUCCCACCUUUUUCCCCCUUCCAUCUUUCCUAGGCACAGCUUCUAGAAAGCUAUCACACAAACACACACACAUACACACAAAGACACACACACACUCCAGGAGUAAACUGGCCUUGGCUGGCCAGAGACGAAAGAAAAACAGCACGCGAAACAGGUUCGCCACAAUUUCCUUCACGCGCCCUCUACAAUCAUACAACGCCAUCCCCAACCCACCCCUUCUUGUCCACCAGUGGGGGGGGGGUUGGUUGAUUGGCGAGGAGGCAUGUGAAAGGGUGGCGAGGUGCAACUCAAGCAGCAACGCUCAGCGCAACGCAACGAUCAACACACCGCUUACGAUCAACCGCGGCGGCGAUGCGAAAAUCCAAUCUCCAAAACCCUUCCAAACCAAUGGAGCGCGAAAGGCGGCGGACGGAAGGGAGAGCGUUCGCGCUGCUCGCCGGCGCCGUGCUGGUGCUGCUGACCUGCGUCCAGCUAGCGGCGAGCUGCAACGAGAUGGUGUGCGCCUCGAUCGUCUCCAAGUGCAUGCUGACGCAGAGCUGCAAGUGCGACAUGAAGAGCUGCACCUGCUGCAAGGAGUGCGCCGAGUGUCUGAGCUACCUGUACACCGAGUGCUGCAGCUGUCUCGAGAUGUGCCCGAAGCCGAACGAAACGUCCAACGAGCUGUCGAAGCAGUCGCACAUCGAGGACCUGGAGGGUUUCCCCAACCUGUACGACGUGAUCACGUCCGAGCAGGAUGCGCAGGGCCGCUGGAAGGUGAUCUCGUUCCCGAUCGACAUCGAUGCGGCACUGUACGGGCCGAAGGGUGACGGUGCGACGAAAUACGUUGUCCACUCGACCGACAUGGAUCUGAAGCAGAAGUACGAGGAUCCGAACAAAAUCACGGUCAACUGUACCGUCGCCUACCAGGCCCAGUGCAUGUCCUGGAACAAGUGCAAGGAGAGCUGCCGGACGAUGGGUGCCAGCAGCUAUCGCUGGUUCCACGAUGGUUGCUGCGAGUGCAUCGGCCAGUACUGUCUCAACUACGGCAUCAACGAGUCGCGCUGUCGCGACUGUCCCGAGAACAAGGAGCACGACCUGGACGACUUCGCGCCGGAGGACGAGCUGGACUACGGGGACGGGCUGGGGCCGCUCGACAAUGCGGCGAUCGAGUCGACCAACAUAUGAAUCGGGCUCGGACUGCCGGUACUUUGCCUGGUCCGCCGCUACCUGACCGAACGCAUCAUCACCCCGCUCCGCCGGUGAGGGCGGAUGCGGGACAAGUAACAUAAAUAACAACGCCAACGCAUUUCGAUAAUCGUUUAGCAGGGUUUUAUUUUCCGGUACGAUUAUUAUUAUUUUAAUAUUUGCUAUUCUUUAAUCCAUGCGACAUAGUGUAAGAGUUCGAUGGACGUGGAAAGUCCGCCGGGGACGCGGAAGAAGAGACGCAGACGCAGAGCAAGGCAAGCUGUACAGAGGCGAACACUUAGGUCCAUUAGUGUAGUGUUAAGGCAAGCGUUAAGGCACUACUAACUUACGGCAGCUGUGUUAGAUGUGUUAUAGCAAGGGCAUGGGAUGAAAGCAGCAGCUACUGCAUCCGCUCUGGAAUAGCGCUCAAUAGGUAACGGAAACAAUCAAAAUAAAACAACACGGUUGUAUUUAAAAUUGUAUAGACAAAAUCUACCCUUCAGCUCAAGGCAGCACGAUGCCCCUGGAUAGGGCUCAAUUAGGGAAGGAAACAAGGGAACCUCACUUUUGCCAACCGAAUAGCUUUAAGCAAGCAGCCGACCCACUAAGCCAUCUCUUUUUUUUUUCCUCCCGUGUGCUUUAUCGUCUGCUUUGCGAUUGAUAUGUGUUGUGAGAGGUGUGUUAGCAAUUAAGCGUAGGUCCUCUGACCCUCUCAAGGCACGGUGAAAGGUAGUGAGAUAGUGAACAGCAAGUAUUGAGCAAUGCAGGAUAUUACUAGCCUUUUAACUAGCAUGAGCACAAACGCAAGCUAGUAACAAAAAAAAAAUUGGUGUACAAAAGAGUACUGUAUCUGUAUGUUAAUGUGUGCUUUUGAGAUUUAGUGUCGAACGUUUAAUACUCCCGCCUGUCCAUGUCCAUGUUCGUAAGCCGAAAUACAAGUGUAAUCCCUCUGCUGUUGUGAGAUACAGUAACAAAACCUUUAAUUCGAGCGCAACCUGUGUUUAAUUGAUUUUUUUUUUAUUUAUGAUCCCGGGAGAUAUAGAUGCAAGCUUUUUCCUAACGCCGCAACCCUUGUUUAAACCGCUGGAGGUCGCUAAACAUAUGCAAGUCAAGAUGCACCAAGGGGCCCUGCUGGGAAAGGUUUUAGAAUAAUCAUUUGCAUUAUUACCUUCCAGUGUAACAAAAAGCUACCUGUAUAUCUGUUAAUAAAGCCUCAUCAAACUAGUGCCUUUGCCUAUCUCCUAGUA